Molecule: messenger RNA, 5773 nt
Organism: Raphanus sativus (radish)
Lineage: Eukaryota; Viridiplantae; Streptophyta; Magnoliopsida; Brassicales; Brassicaceae
Product: histone acetyltransferase HAC12
Exons: 18
Coding region: 299-5263 (1654 amino acids)
Biological process (GO): positive regulation of transcription by RNA polymerase II
Cellular component (GO): transcription regulator complex; histone acetyltransferase complex
Molecular function (GO): histone acetyltransferase activity; transcription coactivator activity; chromatin DNA binding
Source: RefSeq, a predicted model, not a curated record
AUAGUUAUUUAAUGUGUCUUUUUUUUUUAACUUACAAAAAAAUCAAAACGAAAAAUCCCUAAAAAGAAAACAAAAAUCCCCAAAAUCGAGCGAGCGCCAUCAUCCCCCCCAAUUCGAAGAAAGUCUCCGAUUUUCAAAGUUUCAUCAUCCAUCGUCUAGGAGCUGCUACACUGAGUGAGACCAUCUGAAGAAUAAUCAUUAAGAGAAGGAAAUGAGCUUUCGAACUGGGGUGGAAGAGUUAUGCAGUGUCUGUUAGUAGUUGUUGCAAGAAGAGUUAGGACAAGGAGACGAAAGUAACAUGAAUGUUCAGGCUCACUUGUCGGGACAGCUAUCUGGGGGGCAGGUUCCAAACCAAGGGACAAUGCCUCCGCAGAAUAAUGGCAACUCUCAAAUGCAGAAUUUAGUUGGUGCUUCUUCAGGUGGUGCUGGUGCUAGUGCUAGUGCUAGUGCUAGUGUAGGGGGCCCUUCACGUAACAUUGUUGGUCCCAUGGACCAUGAUAUUUUGAAACUCCGUCAGUACAUGCAAACCCUUGUGUUUAACAUGUUACAGCAACGGCAACCAUCUCAGGCCGAUGCUGCAUCAAAGGCUAAGUAUAUGGAUGUUGCUAGGCGCUUAGAGGAAGGGCUGUUUAAGAUGGCUGUCUCAAAGGAGGAUUACUUGAACCGGUCAACCCUUGAAUCUCGGAUUACAAGUCUAAUAAAAGGCAGACACUUGAAUAACUACAAUCAGCGACAUGCUAAUUCUUCUUCGGUUGGAAUGAUGAUACCAACUCCAGGAUUACCACAAGCUGGGGGUACUACGAUGAUACCUACUCCAAGAUUACCACAUACUGGGGAUAGUACUAGUUCGAUCGUUACACCCUCUGCUGUUACUACUAUAGCCGGAAACAACACAAGUAAAGCUGUAAACACUGGAAACCUUCUAGCCGCUGGUGGUGGCAUGCAUGGAGGUAAUAUGUCUAGUGGAUUCCAGAAUUCAUCGAGAAACUUCUCUCUUGCUUCAAGAGGGAACAUGGGUUCUCAAAGAAGUAUUCCCCAGAUGAUUCCUACACCUGGGUUCGUUAACAGUGGUACUAAUAACAAUAGUGUUGGAUUUUCUGCCGAGCCCACGGUGGUACCUCAGUCUCAGCAGCAGAAGCAAAGGCAGGAUACUGGUGGUCAGAAUAGUCAAAUGUUGUCUAACCAAAUGACUGCUGGCAAUAGACCGGAACACAUGCAACCAAAGUCGGCUGGUGUGGCCAGUAACUCUGUAAAUGGUGGCGUUGGAGUGAGUAAAAAAAGUGUAGACACAGGGGAAGGUUAUAGAACAACAAAUCCUGACAACCUUGGAUCUAAAAAAUUGCUUGGAGGUGGGACGAUGACAAUUGCUCAGAAUAUUAAAGCAGCAAGUUUCCAGUCUGUAUCCAGAGCUAACUCUUCUCUGCCACAUCAACAACAACAAUUUACGCAACAGCCUAAUCAGAUUCAACAACAGCAGCAGAAAUUUAUUCAGCAAAAGACACUGAAGCAGCAGACCCUGCAGCAACAUAAGUUAAUAAGCAAAGAUGGUUCCGGGAAACCUCAGGUGGCUUCUGACAUGGUUGCAAAUGUUAAACAUGAACCUGGAAUGGAGAACCGUAUUGGAGCUUUGAACUCUCAAGCAUCUGAACGACUCCAGCUUUCUCAGUUCCAGAAUCAAUAUCAGAACUCGGGAGCAGACGCUCAACAUGUCUCAGUUACAAGUCAGCCACUUUCUCAAAAUAGUCAACAGAGUCAGCAAAUAAUGCACCCACAGAAUAUGGGCUCGGAUACUAUCAACAACUUUAGCAACCUUGCUGUUGGAGUAAAAUCAGAAUCCAAUCCACAUGAUCAGUGGCCUUCCCAGUCUCAGGGAAACACUCAAAUGUGUAAUGGUAUGUCAAGUGAACAGAACGUUCAGGAGGAUUUCCGUCAAAGGGUUACCAGAAUAGAUGAAGCUCAACCUAAUAAUUUAACCGAAGGGUCUGUUAUUGGUCAAAAUCAUACUUCUUCCACAUCCGAUUCCCAUAGUCUGCAAAAUGCUACUGGAACGACAUGUAGAUAUGGAAACCGCGAUAUCAAGUUCCAAAAUCAACGGAGAUGGCUCUUGUUUCUACUCCAUGCGCGGACAUGCAAACGGCCAGGAGUGAAGUGCCCGGGCGGAAACUGCGUUACUGUUCAGAAACUACUGAGUCACAUGAACGGUUGUGUAGAACCUCAGUGUGUGUAUCCUCGUUGCCGUCCCACAAAGUCAUUGAUUAGCCACUAUAAAGCCUGCAAGGAUCUCCGGUGCCCUGUCUGUGUACCAGUGAAGACCUACCAUCAGCAGCGUGCUCAGGCCCGUCUAAAUAGCGAAAGCAGUGCAGUGAGCGCAGUGAAUGGAGCUUUAGUAUCAGAUGAUUCACCAUGCGCUACCGAUGGAGCGGUUACUGGUGCCCCUGGCUGUGCUGAUGCUGUAGAUAAUUUGGAGCCUUCAUCAAAACGGUUGAAGGUAGCGCCUUCUUCUCAACCAGUGGUCAGUGAGACUGAAAUUUGUAAAAGCUCCAUUGUUUCCAAAGCAGAGACAGAACUAUCUCGGGAUGCUGAAAGAAAGGAUCGUAUGCAGAGCGAUGCACAUGCGGCACUGAAGUCAGAGAAGUUGGAAGUGAAAGAAGAGAUUCCUGAUAUUUCUGUUCAAGCAGGAUGUGUCAUCAAAGAGAUAAAACAUGAAGCUGUUGAAAAUACUGCCAAGCCUAGGCCUGCCAGUGAACCAGUUCAACAUGAUUUAUCUGGUGCCUCGGUAAAGCAAGAAAACAUAAAAAUGGAGCAAGAGCCGAAGGAAGAAGUUGUGGUGGAGUCUGCUGACGUUGCUGCAUCAAAAUCUGGAAAACCAAAGAUAAAGGGUGUUUCUUUAACUGAAAUGUUCACUCCCGACCAAGUGAGAGAACAUAUACUUGGUCUUCGUCAGUGGGUUGGCCAGAGCAAAGCCAAAGUAGAAAAGAAUCAGGCCAUGGAGAAUUCAAUGAGUGCGAAUUCCUGCCAGUUAUGUGCGGUGGAGAGGCUUACAUUCGAGCCACCUCCUCUUUAUUGUACUCCUUGUGGUGCUCGUAUCAAAAGAAACGCAUUGUACUAUACUGUCGGCGCUGGUGAAACUCGUCAUUACUUUUGUAUUCCGUGUUUUAACGAAUCCCGAGGAGACACUGUACUCGCUGAAGGGACUUCAAUACCGAAGGCAAAACUCGAGAAAAAGAGAAACGAUGAAGAGACUGAAGAGGCGUGGGUCCAGUGUGAUAAAUGUGAGGCCUGGCAACAUCAAAUAUGUGCUCUAUUUAAUGGGCGGAGGAAUGAUGGAGGCCAAGCUGAGUACACCUGCACAAGGUGCUAUAUAACUGAGGUGGAGCAAAAUGAGAGAAAGCCUUUGCCUCAAAGUUCUGUUCUUGGAGCGAAAGACCUGCCAAAAACGAUUCUCAGUGACCAUAUAGAGCAGCGUUUGUUUAAAAGGCUGGAGCAGGAAAGGACCGAGAGAGCCAAGGCUAAAGGAAAAAAAUAUGAUGAGGUUCCAACUGCUGAAGCCCUUGUGGUUAGAGUUGUUUUAUCCGUUGACAAGAAGCUGGAAGUCAAAUCUCGAUUUCUUGAAAUUUUUAGGGAGGAUAAUUUCCCCACCGAGUUUCCAUACAAGUCCAAGGUUGUUCUAUUGUUCCAGAAGAUCGAAGGUGUAGAAGUAUGCUUGUUUGGGAUGUAUGUCCAAGAAUUUGGAUCCGAAUGUUCAUCUCCUAACCAUCGCCGUGUGUAUCUCUCGUAUCUGGAUUCUGUUAAGUACUUUAGACCUGAGAUUAAAUCAGCUAAUGGAGAGGCUCUGCGCACUUUUGUAUACCAAGAAAUUCUUAUUGGUUACCUGGAAUACUGCAAAAUGCGUGGUUUCACGAGCUGUUAUAUAUGGGCUUGUCCACCACUGAAGGGUGAGGACUAUAUCCUAUAUUGCCAUCCAGAAAUUCAGAAAACGCCAAAGUCUGAUAAACUACGGGAGUGGUACUUAGCAAUGUUGAAAAAAGCUGCAAAGGAAGGGAUUGUAGUGGAAACUACGAAUCUAUAUGACCAUUUUUUCUUGCAAACUGGUGAAUGUAGAGCUAAGGUUACGGCAGCUAGGCUCCCGUAUUUCGAUGGUGACUAUUGGCCAGGUGCAGCAGAGGAUAUCAUACAACAAAUGGGUCAAGAAGAUGAUGGUAGGAAGGGAAAUAAGAAAGGAAUACUCAAGAAACCCAUCACAAAAAGGGCUCUAAAAGCGUGUGGCCAGUCUGGUCUGCCUGGGAACACGUCUAAAGAUUUGCUGCUAAUGCAUAAACUUGGUGAGACCAUUCAUCCAAUGAAGGAGGAUUUCAUCAUGGUUCACUUGCAGCACUGUUGCAGGCAUUGCUGUGCACUGAUGGUAACUGGAAACCGUUGGGUUUGCAGCCAAUGCAAAGAUUUCCAGUUAUGUGAUGGGUGCUAUAAGGCUGAACAGAAACGAGAGGACAGAGAAAGGCAUCCUGUUAAUCAAAAGGAUAAACAUACACUGCUUCCUGUUGGGAUCACUGAUAUUCCUGCAGACACCACAGAUAGAGAUGAGAUACUUGAAAGCGAGUUUUUCGAUACGAGGCAAGCAUUCCUGAGUCUUUGCCAAGGAAACCAUUAUCAGUAUGAUACACUGAGGCGGGCAAAACAUUCUUCCAUGAUGGUGCUUUAUCACCUUCACAAUCCAACUGCUCCUGCCUUUGUCACAACAUGUAACGCAUGUCACCUCGAUAUUGAAAGUGGUCAGGGCUGGCGCUGUGAAGUUUGCCCGGACUUCGAUGUGUGCAAUGCUUGUUACAGUAAAGAGAGCGGUGUUAAUCAUCCUCACAAGUUGACAAAUCAUCCAUCACUAGCUGAUCAAGAUGCUCAGAACAAAGAAGCUAGGCAAUUGCGAGUCUUGCAGCUAAGGAAAAUGCUUGAUCUUCUGGUGCAUGCGGCGCUAUGCCGUGCCAUGUAUUGUCAAUAUCCAAACUGCCGCAAAGUGAAAGGGCUGUUCAGACAUGGUAUCCGUUGCACAACACGUGCUGCAGGAGGUUGUGUUCUUUGCAAGAAAAUGUGGUAUCUCUUGCAAAUCCACGCUCGAGCCUGUAAGGAAUCAAACUGCAAUGUACCUCGAUGCGGGGACCUAAAGGAACAUCUGAGAAGGUUAGCGCAGCAAUCAGAAUCACGGCGCAGAGCAGCAGUAAUGGAGAUGAUGAGACAGAGAGCUGCAGAAGUCGCUGGGACCUCCAGUUGAUUAAUUUGUAUAUACUUAUUUCAUUUAGGAUAUAAGUGGAAGUGAAAAACUAAUCUUCUUUCCGAAGGUUAAAGAAGAUGGAAGAAGCUGGUGUCUCUGAGCUCCCCUCGAAGCAAGUUAUAUGGUAAGGCAGCAGAAAUAGAGUGUAUAUAUAUAAUCAACGGAUCACCAACCAAUCAAAAGCUAUAGAGUCUGAAAUCUGAAAUUUAUUUCUUCCUUCUUGCGACCUGACCAAAGAGCAUAAAGUUAAAGCAUCUAUGAAGAUUCUUCUACAUCAGUGGCACUUAGGCUGAGAAACUCUUCAAGUCACUGUGACUUGCUCUUCUUUUUGUAGCCUGGUGUAUUCAUAAAACGCCUUAGCAACAAUCCGCUGACUAUUUAUAAGUAGUUUCUUAACUUUCUAGGCAAGUAAGAUGAAGGGAGUGUCUUCGGAUACGUCUCUUAACAUUUUUGAUGCUCUGUACUAAUAACAUUUUUCAUAUCUUUAAUUCAAAUAGGGUUUUGGCUUUA